Messenger RNA from Asparagus officinalis (garden asparagus), 2534 nucleotides. Its product is annotated as putative E3 ubiquitin-protein ligase LIN-1. The record is from RefSeq and is a predicted model, not a curated record. Lineage: Eukaryota; Viridiplantae; Streptophyta; Magnoliopsida; Asparagales; Asparagaceae. The transcript has 7 exons. The coding region runs from base 144 to 2333 and encodes 729 amino acids.
AUGCACCGUACCUUGCACGGAGAAACCUCCUCCCUGAUCUCUGGAACCAAUUGUUCCUGCCUCAUCUGCUCCACCUUAAAGUUUGGCACUCCAAGGAAGUGGAAUUCAUCGCAGGUUGGGAUGAUGAGUUCCGGGAACAGAGAAUGAAAAGCUUGGAUAGAGCCUACAAUGAUCAGAUGGACGUUGGCACUUCUCAGUUUGCUUUAUACUACAAGGACUGGAUCAAGCUCGGUGCUCAGUCUCCUGCAGUUCCCUCUGUGACUCUACCUUCAGUUGCUGUUAGUAGAAGCAUAUAUAACUCUGUGGUCAGUAUUUCUCUGGAACGGGAAGAUAUCGUUGAUACUGAACUAGUUUCUAAGACAGAGAUUGAGGGAAAGGGAGGAACUUUUGAGGCUGGGCCCUCUUUUCAUACUGAUCCAAAGCUCCAGCAGAGGCAAUCAAACUCCAUUCAGCAACACCCUUUUGUGGAACCAGCACCAGAGCCACCACCAGCACCUCCACCUCCAUCUACACCUUCAGCUCGGAGAUCAUAUUCUCUCCGGUUACUACCUUGUCAUAGCAAUUCUCUCCGGUUACUACCUUGUCGUAGCAAUUCUCUCCGGUUACUCUCUUGUCGCAGCAAUUCAAAUAAAGAUCUAAUUCAUCCCCAAAUCCCUAAGAGUGCAUCAUUCAAUGAUGUCCCUGUAUUGAAUCUUGAACGUGCCAUUUCUUUGAUCUCCAAUUCAGACAGUCUUCCUGAAUGUGAGACUGCUAUCCGUUUAAUUGCCAAGUCAUGGUUGGACUUCAGCGGAGAGUCUGUUAUCAAGACCAUAUUGUCCACUUCAUCAUUCAUUGAAGGACUUUUAGAGAUAUCUUUCACUUCUAAAGACGAUGAUGUGUUAGAAAUAGCAAUCUCCAUUUUAGCAGAAUUGGUCACGAGGAGUGAGAUAAACAGACAGGUAAUGUUAAAUGCUGAUCCCCAGCUUGAAAUAUUAUUGAGACUUUCGGAAAGAAGUAGUCUUUUCUUGAAGGUAGCAGUAUUGACCUAUCUACUGAGACCAAAGGCAAAACAGAUGCUGUCAUCUGAUUGGAUACCAUUAGCUCUUCAGGUUUUGGAGUUUGGAGACAAAAAAGAGACUUUGUUCACACUACAGUGCUGUCCAAAAUCUGCUGCGAUGUAUCUUUUAGAUCAGCUGAUUACGGGUUUCGAUGUAGAUAGAAACCUGGAGAAUGCAAGACAAAUAGUUGCACUUGGAGGGUUGAGCCUUUUGAUCAAAAGACUUGAAUUGGGCAAUGAGAGAGAGAAAGAGAUAUGUGUUUCACUCUUAGACACUUGCAUUCAAGCUGAUGGAAGCUGCAGAGAUUACAUGGUUGCUAAUAUACAGAAGGCAUCUCUUGUGCAACUUUUCUCAGGGAAUCAAUUGAAAUCUGAUGGCAGUGCCAUUUCUCUGCUAAGCGAGCUUGUUUGCCUCAAUAGAACAACUCGUAUGAUUGAGUUCCUAAAUGGGCUAAAGAAUGAUGGUUGCUUGAACACAAUGCAUGUCCUCUUGGUCUAUCUCCAACAAGCUCCACAUGAGCAACGCCCACUAGCUGCAGUGCUUUUAUUACAACUUGAUCUUCUGGGAGAUUCUUCACACUGCAGUUUCUAUGGAGAAGAAGGAAUUGAUGCUAUUAUAGUUGCCUUGGAACGCAGUUUACAUAACAAGAAAGUCCGGGAACAGUGUAGCAGAGCUCUUCUGAUCUUGGGAGGUCAUUUCUCUUCUGUUGGAGAGCCACUAACUGAGUCUUGGUUACUUAGGAGAGCAGGGAUGAGAGAUGUUCGGGGGGAUUUGUUCAGAAGUAAAUGGAGAACCAAAGAUGAGUUUGAAAGAAUGGAGGAAGAAGAAAAAUCAAGAGAUAGUUGGCUUAGGAAAUUGGCCAUCACUUUGCUGUCAAGUGGUUACAAAAGAUUUGUUGUUGCUCUUUCAAAUUGCAUAGCUGAUGGGAUUCCAGGUUUGGCUCGAUCAUGCCUCAUCACAGUAGCAUGGGUGAGCUGCUCAAUCUCCUCUUUGCAUAAUGUUAAGAGUAGUCCACAUGCUCUGGCUUGCUCGAUUCUUAGACCUAGAUUGUUAGAGAGCUUGAGCUAUGAUAAAGCAUUGGAAGAGAGGGUGUUGGCUUCAUUGUCACUGCAUAGUUUUGCUAGGCAUCGAGAAUGCCUUCAGAUGCUUUUACCGUUGAGUAAAGAGACACUUUCUUCACUAGAAGAGCUCAGUAGCGUAACUUGGACUGCUGAUGAGCUUCUCUUUAUGUGCUCGCUGUGGUUAAAUCCUCUUAAUCGAACUCCCAGAGAUCUAUUUGGUGAAAAUACAGAGUGAAGAUCCGUAUAAAAUUUUCAGAAUGCCAUGAAACAGCACAAAGUCGGAUUUUAUGUAAUUAUUUCUUUAAUAGUUUCUCCCUUGAAUUGUGUAGAUAGUCACUGUAGCUGAUACUGUAACAGUGAUUUAAUCCAAUGUUGAGUUUUAGGAGAGAUCUGCAUCAAAUUAUGAAAGAACAUACAGCUUUGUGAUUUUCAGCAA